Messenger RNA from Nanorana parkeri, 2625 nucleotides. It is a transcript of the gene HEATR4, whose product is annotated as HEAT repeat containing 4. The transcript has 14 exons. Lineage: Eukaryota; Metazoa; Chordata; Amphibia; Anura; Dicroglossidae. Gene Ontology annotation, molecular function: oxidoreductase activity. The coding region runs from base 1 to 2625 and encodes 874 amino acids. The record is from RefSeq and is a predicted model, not a curated record.
AUGAUGGAACUUUCUACCACGUAUUGUCGUCAGGUGGUGUUUGGUCUUGAAUCAUCUCCAAAAAUGUCAAAAACCAGUUUACAGCUACAUAGAUCUUAUAACGUGACAUCUGUCCAGCCUAUACCUGGAUAUUAUCCAUCAAAGCAGCAUCAAACCAAAUAUGUUCAAAAUGUAGCUGGAGACCUUCAUUUUUCCAAAGAGGUGGUGAAGGACAGAGGCCUCUCCAGUCUUCCCUACAUAGAAUGGGAUUCACAAGGUAUCUACAACAUCUCAGAUAUCAUUCCACCAACAAAGGGCAAAGGAGGUUCAAGGAUAAAACCAAAACGGCACAAAAUAUGCCAUCUAAAUCCCACUGUACCGUCCAGAGAUAUAAAAUCAAAAAGUUGCCCUAUGCUUGGGAAUAGUAUCUGGAAGAAACCUCAAGAAAAUGUACCAAACUUCUUGGUAGAACAACCAAAAGCAUCUGAUGUAACUGGACUGGCUAAAAUCAUGGUUAGGGAGAAGGCUAAACCGAGUCUUGCUUCGGAGUCAGAGAAACCUAAAUUUAAAAGUGAGGAAGUUCUUCUGAAGAUGUUGACAAAGGCUACAGCACAGUGGCUGCUGGCUCACGGCACAGAACACAAGGCAGACAAAGAAAGGUUUUGUCAGCAGUAUGGUCUGAAUAAGGCUACAGUGCUGAUAGGUGAGGAGCACCUGACUGAGGAAGACUUCAGAACAUGCAAUGAAUUAGAAAAGUCCAACAUACAAAAAGAGCAAGUUGUUAUAGUAGAAAAAAAAGCUGAAACCCUGCUUCCUGUUUAUUACAACAUAACUGGAUAUUUACCAUCACCAACAGAAGAGAAGAAGGCUGGUGGGAAAAGCAAGACAGCAGAAACACUGGUGGUCAAACACUAUGAAUUACCACCUCCAUUGAGGCUCCAUGACACAAUAUACCCCAAAGCAGGGAAACAUGUCUAUAUCACUGAGAAUGAAUUUGAGAAAGAACUUUACCCAGGGGCAAGUAAAACUGUACACCAGAAAGAUGCAAAGCAGAGGGACUUUAUUUUAAUGGAUAACCACAAUAAAUAUAUGCCCACAUCUUAUCACGAAUGGGGCUUUGCGGAUGAAAAACCCAAGCCUAAGAAGAUGCAGCAGGGUCCAUGGAAUGAGUGGCAGGUCCUUCACAAUAUCUUAUCUCAGUGGAAGAGUGCCUGGGUGAUAAGUUCCAUGUGGAAAGAUGCAACCCUGGAGCAGCUUACCAGAGAUCUUGCUAGUGUCCACAAAGUCUGCAAAACCUCAGCUCUUGUGACAAUUGCUUCUUCUGCAGUUGCUGGACCUCUUGAUGGCAAAGACCCCCGGGAAAUAGCUAUUAAAAAAAUUGAUGGCUCCAAAAGACUACAAGCUGUGCCAGCGUUACCAUCAGAGAUACAGAACCUUAUCACCGAUGCCCUGCACAAUGAGGAUGACCUUGUGAGGAUGGCAGCUGCCCUGAGUCAAUUCUUUAUCCAAGAGUUCAGUGAGGAAGCCAGAAGGAUCAUGUUCACCAUCUUGGAGAAUGGCAAUGAUGCAGACAGCUGGGCUGCAGCUCAGUGUCUGGCUCUGGAAGGCAAUCACACUUACCUUGUAAUACAAAGGAUACUUACCCAGUUAUUUGAGCAACUGGAUGAGGAAACAGAAGACCAGGCUUUGUAUCUGCUGAGCUUGCUUAGUCAGAAAACAACUCUGGUUCAUUCUUUGUUGGGAGAAGCACUUAACAGAAGUAACUGGAAGGAUCGAAUUGUUGCAUGCAGAACCCUCUCCCAUCUUCAUGGGGACAUACGCAAGGACUUAAAGAAUAAACUGAACCAUCUGAUGUGGAAUGACUGGAGUCCUGCUGUCCGUUGGGCAGCUGCCAAGGUUCUGGGGAGUCUUGGUCAGGGAAAGAAGGUGCAUGACCAGAUAAGGAAACACUUAGAAGGUGACAGCUGGAAAUCAAAGGUAGAAGCUCUGUCUCUUAUUGGUCAGCUACAGAUUAUGACAGCCCAGCUGUUUUCGGGAUUCCUGCAAUGUUUUACUAAUGACUUUGCUGCAGUUCGUAGACAGGCCUGUCGCACUGCAGGUGUACUUCACAUUAAAGAUGAGAUGGUCAUGAAACACCUCUACCACAUCCUUCAGAAUGAUCCGGUGUGGAAAAUCCAGGCACAGGCAAUCAGAACUCUAGGACAAAUCGGACAUAUUACAGCUCAGGUGAAAGGCCUUCUCCUUUGGGCCAUGAAGCUGGAGGAGCCAGAGGUCAGAAUGGAGGUCUAUAAUUGCAUUGCUAAGUUGCAGCUAUGUGACUCUGAAGUUCAGUAUGCUCUACAAGAUAGGCUGACGUUGGAAUCCCAUGGGCUGGCCAAUAGGGAGCUGAGAAAGACUCUGGAUGCUUUAAACAUGAAGCAGUCUGAGAACCAAGAGAUGCUCUCAAUGAUCAAGCAGCAAAUGUCUAAGAUGUGUCAGAAAGAAGUGUUAUUUCCAAAGAUUCUGAAGCUGAAUGAGGAUUUGGAGGCAGGACAUCAAAAAAUGGAGCUGCUGUUACGGAAGACUCCCAACUGGAGAAACAGAAUACAGGAACCUUUGUUUUUCUGCAAUCUUGUUGACAAGGCUUUUUCAGGUACUGUCUUCUGA